This is a messenger RNA of Drosophila yakuba, 1871 nucleotides long. RefSeq lists its product as uncharacterized. The transcript has 9 exons. NCBI's taxonomy places the organism in Eukaryota, Metazoa, Arthropoda, Insecta, Diptera, Drosophilidae. The coding region runs from base 71 to 1810 and encodes 579 amino acids. Gene Ontology annotation, molecular function: protein binding. The record is from RefSeq and is a predicted model, not a curated record.
GAAACGAGUUUGCUUCAGUUUGCUUCAAUUAUUCGUUGAAAAAAGAACAAAAUAAAAAAAAAAUAUUAAAAUGACUUCUAUUAUACCGCCGGGCUCGAUCGUUCCGCAAGCGCAGGGCAUAGACGCAGCAAUACCCAUAUGGCUAAAGAUAGACUGGAGCCCGGAUAUAGAGCAGGGCAUCUACAAGGACUGGGGAACCUAUUACUGUCGCCGGCGCAGGGAGAACCUGGGCAUGUACUAUUUCGACAAAGCCCUUAGGCUCGGACCUGCGGAUUUCACGACUCUAUAUCGCCGAAGCCAGAGCAAAAGGAAGAAUGCCCAGGCAGAGGGGGCACUUAAUGAUAGUUUGGAAGCGAAACGACUAUUGAAAAUGUUGCAACGCAGUGAUGCGCCUAUUAAUUUGGAGGUUUGCGAUGCACUGUAUGAACUAAACCGGCUUGAGUAUGCUAAAGCCGAGCUCCACGAUAAUACCCGUGUCUUUACUGGAAACAAGACCAAAAUGUUCGAGCAGCGACUGGUGGUGGUUGACGAGAACAUUGAAGAUGCCUGUGGCCCUUCAAUGACUCAGUACAUUUCGGAUAAUGAGAAACUUAUAGUGCACUUAGCGGAGGUACAAAACAAGUACAAGCCGGAUACCAGGCCGCUUUGGAAAAUUCUGAAGGAACAGGAGAAAUGCGACGUCCUCAGCAUUCCCGAAAUCGAAGAAGAAAUGCUUUCUCCACUUGAAAUUGCGAGACGAAGUCGUGCUUUCGAUGUGUUUAACCAGAUGUUCAUAGAUAGGUCUUGGCAUGAUGUGAUAUUUCUAAAGCACGUUCGAAAGAAUCCGAACCUGCUCUUAGAUCAAUGUAAAAACACCACUGAGUACUUGCGAACGCUUUCUACAAAGAAAUAUGACGAGAUCAAAAGUUUUCUGAAAAUUCUGGAAGCCCGUAGCCCCAUGUACAAUAUCCGGUAUCAAAAGUUCACGAACAAGAAGUUAAUGGAUAAAUUUCGCCAGGAAUAUCUUUAUCGAGUUCAGUACCAAACUAGUCGAAAUAUGAUUUCUGCACUGCGUAGUAUUCGGUAUCUUCGAAAAACCAAAAGUCUAACUAAACUGACCAGUUACGUGGAGGAAGUAAUGGGAGAUUACGUGGUGAAAAAAACCAACAGGAUUAUGCCCUGGAAGUUCGAGUUCAUAAACGAGGUGUACAAUAUUUUGGCUUUGGCCUACGUGGAUCAGUACACAAUUCCGAAGAACUUUCGCUAUUCGGAAAAGAACUCAUUGCUUCGACUACUUCGCUUUCCUAUGGAUAAGUCAAAGGAGGUGAAACACUUCGUAUUUGGGGAUCGCACUACGCAUCACAGCUCGGAAGCAGUAGAUCCGGCCGUGACAAACUCACGACUUAUGGGAAACCGAUACGAGAACCGGAUGAAUUUCGCAAAGUACCCUAUCGAGAAGUCCUACCUACUUCACCAAAUGGCUGAGAUUCAUCUUAAAUCACAUAGGUUCGACGAAUGCUGUUUCAGUGCCAGAAAGUCUAUUGAAGAGGCAAAACAGUGCAAUAGCUACAUAUGGCAGUUCCUCAGCUACCUACUGAUAAUAAAAGCGAAUGCCGCGCUCCACAAAGUCGAGCGUACCAGUGAAGCGUUAGAUAUGGCGCUCAAAAUUGCCAACAAAUUGAAAGAAAAGCAUAUCCAUAACUUCUUAAGUGCUUGCAUACACUGCAAUGAGGAGGAAUUCAUCAUAAAAAAACAAAGUAUUUUUGCGAAUAGCCGGCGUGAAAGCGAAAAAUCGGGUUAUAGUUCCCUGUCUAUCCGCCAAAGCCAAUAGUCUUUUAUAUUACUUGUAUAACUAAAAAUAUUAAUUAAUAAAUUCUCAGUGCAAUAUAAAA